AUGGCUGGUUUGGGCUUAGGAUCAGCUUCUCAUUUUGUUCCUCAGCUACUGAGGCCUGAUCUCCACCUCCAAAUACCACCAGAUUCUGAAGAUGACAACACUGGAAAUCAAUUUUCUGGCGAAAACGAAGACAACAUGCAUCAAGGGUUUGACCUAAUCACCUCCAAUACAAGUUCAGGCGACAUGGCGGCGCGUAGGUCACGGGGCCGUCCACCGGGCUCCAAAAACAAGCCAAAACCGCCGGUUAUCAUAACCCAAGAGAGCGCGAAUACGCUUAGAGCUCACAUACUGGAAGUCAGCAAUGGCUGUGAUGUUUUUGAGGCCGUGGCCCUUUAUGCAAGGAAGAGACAGAGAGGGAUUUGCAUUUUGAGUGGAACAGGCACAGUCAACAACGUGAGUCUGCGGCAACCUGCUGCAGCGGGCUCAGUGGUGACCCUUCAUGGCCGUUUUGAGAUAUUAUCCUUGUCAGGGUCCUUUCUGCCGCCCCCGGCUCCGCCAGGGGCUACGAGUUUGACAAUUUAUUUAGCUAGUGGCCAAGGCCAGGUUGUGGGCGGAAAUGUUGUCGGUGCUUUGAUUGCUUCUGGACCGGUUAUCAUUAUCGCAGCCUCUUUCACUAACGUGGCCUAUGAGAGGCUUCCUUUGGAUGAAGACGAGGCGCUCCAGAUGCAGGCAUCGGUGUCGCAGCCACCCAGUGGGGGUGGUGUAGGCAGCGGCCAAUUUCCUGAUCCAUCUAUGGGGCUACCUUUUCUUAAUUUGCCACUGAAUAUGCCUAAUGGUCAGCUUCCAAUGGACGGUGCAUGGACCGGAAACUCAGCCGGCCGGCCACAAUAUUAG
Fraxinus pennsylvanica is the source of this 834-nucleotide messenger RNA. NCBI's taxonomy places the organism in Eukaryota, Viridiplantae, Streptophyta, Magnoliopsida, Lamiales, Oleaceae. The record is from the annotation of a GenBank genome assembly.